Messenger RNA from Styela clava, 1852 nucleotides. The record is from RefSeq and is a predicted model, not a curated record. Lineage: Eukaryota; Metazoa; Chordata; Ascidiacea; Stolidobranchia; Styelidae.
AUGUCUAUAUUGCUCUAGUUUCUAUCAUGAAAGAAUUAUCGAUCUUGAGAACAUUAUACCUAAUUGUUAUUUUUUCAAUUUUCAGCAUUAAUGCUAUUUAAAAUGUAAAAGUAAGUUGUGUUGGAUUUGAACAAAUUUAUUCAAACUGAUUUUCUUAGUAUAUCACCUUCGUAAACAUUACUGUCAUGGGAGAUAUACAACCAGAAGUAAAUUCAACUACAUCCGACCCAUCAUUUCAGGAAGAAAUAUCAAAUCAAUUACCAAUCCAAGAAUGUGCGGACCAGAGACAGAAUGAUAAAAAUAGCCAAAAACCAACACCUGAUGUCCCGAAUUCUUUGAUCAAUGAACCGAAUCAGAAAGGAAGUAAUUCCUGCGUUCGCUGUGAAGGCAAUUGCAAAAGAGCAUGCAUUGCUGCAGGCCGCCCAGAAUCUGCUAGAGCCGCUGAACAAGUCGUCAACGGAGAUUCAGACUCGGAUUCAACUGGAGACUAUGUACGUAACAGGUCAUCACAACCACAAGAUGUUUCUCAAGGACCCCAUUUAGCGGAAAUUGAACAGGAAGAACAAAAAAAUAGGUGCGAAAACAACGAUGGUUCUUAAUGUUGCUGAUCAAUCCGAAGACGAAUCGAGAAACGACACGGACAAACAACAAUAAAAAUAGUAUAUUUUGUAAAACAAAAGGAAUAUAUGUAGUAAUAAAACAAUAAAAUGUUAUUUAUUGUAACUCUGUAAGUGUAAUAUAACAAAUUCUAACUAUUUUCUACUACGUUGUGAUAAUUAAAAUUUAUUUGAUAUAAUUUGAUACAAAUCUGUUUUCGCUAUUACUUGCAUUAUCAAGAACAGUUAUUUCUGCUGCGUUGUGGUGUCAUUUGUCAUGUUGGAAACAUAAGUUUUAUGAAUUUGACGAUGAUAUUCAAUACUUGUUCAUUACAGUUAGAGGCUGUGUCAAAUUUUUGUGCACAACGGUUUUAAAUUUAAUGUUUUCUUUAUAGAACUUUGGGAUACAUACUAAAACAUUUGCAAAAGUUGCUUCAGAUUUAGACUAUUUGAUGCCCAUACUGGACUUGUUCUCAAUAGUACAUAUUUAUUACGAAUUUGAGCAGUACUAACAAUGAUGGGAAGUCAUGUAGUACUAAAAUUUAAAUUUUGUAAUUGUUCCUCUGUGUCUGCUUUGUAAUUCUGUAUUUGCCAAAAGUAUUCAGUUCACAAAAGUUUACUGACCUCAUUGCGUAAAUGUUGAAUCCCCCGAAAAUUGUCAGGAAAACAUUCGAGAACAAAGAGCUCAAUGGAUAAUAUGAAGGAAGUAAUAACCAUCUGUUUGAAUUCGUAUUGGAUAAACUGAAAAAUCACAUGAGGGGUGUUUUUCUGGGUUCAUAAUAUAUAACUCAAUCAAGCUUAAUUUCCGGAAAAGCUCAAAAUUGCAUUCCGUAAUAGCGAUGUAAGAAUCUGUGAAUAAAAAAACUCACAACAACUCCCAAAACCACACAUUAAAAGUGCAAAACUAAUUCUGCAUCUGUCAGAUUUUCAUAUUAUAUAUCUUGUUUAUCCUAAAUACGUGUACUACACUGCAACCAUAACUAUAGGUUUACAAUUGUAACUUAUGGUCGAGUAUGAGAUUCUAUUGAAGAGUUUCUUUGUCACUCAGUUCUGUGAUGUUUUGUAAUGACGUCAUCUUUUCAUUUUUAUUAUAAGACCCCAUUUAAAGUUAUGUUGAAUAUUACAGUGUCUUUAAAUCUAUUCAGAGAAUGUUUUCAACCAACAGAGGUUGUAGAUAAAAAUCAGUCUACGUAGCUUCGCAUUCUACUUUGAAAUAGUUGUAAUGAAUUCUUUUUAAUAGAUACAUUUAGUUUUCA